AAAAAUGUAACCCAACAAGGUUUAGGAGACGACUUGCCACUUUUUUAAGCAAACUUUCUCUCUGUAGCUUCUCCUCUUUCCCUCUCUACAUUGAGCUUCCGCCGCCGUUUCCUCCUGAAAAAAAAAAUUGAACUUUCUCUGGUCCUCGCCAGCGAUAACUUGGGAGGAUAAACUGCGACGGCUAGCUCAAGCUUUUGGAAUAAACGUUGGUGCUCACUUUUUGGAUUCUGGUUGAUUUUUGGAGGAUCCUACAAAGUGUAUCAUCAUGCAGAGUUUGACAAGUAACUCUGUUGUUAUUAAGCUACUUACUUAUUCAGAUGAGCUUGUGGAGGGGAAGCCGUUGUAUGUUUCUUCCAAUUCUCUUCCUGUGAAGGCACUAAACCGUGAACCUGCUGGUCAUUCCUUUCAUUCCGCUGCUCUCAAGCUUCGUGGCUGUACAAAGAAAGUCGUAGAGGAUAAAGAAGAUACCUCUGAUUCUCCUAAGAAAGUAGCAAACAACGAUGUGGAAGAUAUUCCUUCUUAUGAAACGUACAAGAACAGCAGCAGCAAUAAGGGGAAGAAGAAGAAGAAUAAGUCUGGGAAGGAAGUCAAGGAACAGCAUGAUCACUACGCGUUGCUUGGUUUGGCCAGUUUAAGGUAUCUUGCGACAGAGGAUCAGAUCAGGAAAAGCUACCGCGACGCUGCUCUUAAGCAUCAUCCUGAUAAGCUUGCUGCUGCUCUCCUUCUUACUGAGGAGAGUGAGGAAGCUAAGGAAGCUAAGAAGGAGGCGAUUGAGUCUCACUUCAAGCUGAUCCAAGAAGCGUAUGAGGUUCUGAUGGACAAAACCAAAAGGAGAAUAUUCGACUCUACUGAUGAGUUUGAUGACGAGGUCCCGAGCGAGUGUGCUCCCAAGGACUUCUUUAAGGUGUUUGGUCCUGCGUUCAAGAGGAACGCGAGGUGGUCUGUUAACACUCGUGUUCCUGAUCUGGGAGAUGAGAACACGCCGGUCAAAGAGGUUGACAGCUACUACAACUUCUGGUACGCUUUCAAGAGCUGGAGAGAGUUUCCCGAGGAGGAGGAGCACGAUCUCGAGGAGGCAGAGUCGCGCGAGGAGAAGAGGUGGAUGGAGAGAGAGAACGCGAGGAAGACUCAGAAGGCUAGGAAGGAGGAGUACGCUCGGAUAAGGACGCUUGUAGACAACGCUUAUAAGAAGGACCCGAGGAUAGUGAAGAGGAAGGAGGAGGAGAAGGCGAAGAAGCAGGCAAAGAAAGAUGAAAAAGUGAUGGCCAAGAAGAAGCUGGAGGAAGAAGCUGCGGCGGCGAUCGAGGAAGAGAAGAGGAGGAAAGAAGAGGAAGCUAAACUCGCUGCAGAGGCUGCUCAGCAGCAAAAGAAAAACAAGGAGAAGGAGAAGAAGCUUCGGUCCAAGGAACGAAGUCGGCUCAGGACUCUCUCCGCACCAGUUCUGUCCCAGCGUCUGCUUGGCAUCUCUGUUGCAUACGUGGAGGAUCUGUGCAUGUCGCUAAACACCGAGCAGCUGAGGAAGCUGUGCGACAAGAUGGAGAACAAGGAAGGGAUGAAGCUGGCAAAGGUGCUCAAGAAUGAUGAAACUGAGAGUGAAGAAGAAGUGGUUGAAGCUAAGCAGAAUGGUCAUGUAGAAGCUAAUGGAUUUGCUACUCAGAGCCCUCGAGCUGCUGCAAUGGUCUGAGAAUUUUGGUUUUUGACAGAGAGAAGCGAAGAGCAUAGACUCUAAAUUUUUGCUACGAUUAAUAUUUUUCAUAUACAUCAUUCAUCAUCAUGCUACUAUCCUCUCCCUCCUUACAUAGAGUGUUUUGACAACUGGACCUAUUCUUAUUUAUCUAUUUUGUUUCUUGGUCUAA
Messenger RNA from Brassica napus (rape), 1856 nucleotides. Its product is annotated as dnaJ homolog subfamily C member 2-like. Bases 266 to 1684 code for a protein of 472 amino acids. The transcript has 2 exons. The record is from RefSeq and is a predicted model, not a curated record. NCBI's taxonomy places the organism in Eukaryota, Viridiplantae, Streptophyta, Magnoliopsida, Brassicales, Brassicaceae. Gene Ontology annotation, biological process: regulation of translational fidelity; 'de novo' cotranslational protein folding. Gene Ontology annotation, cellular component: cytosol. Gene Ontology annotation, molecular function: Hsp70 protein binding; ribosome binding.